Acytostelium subglobosum LB1 is the source of this 750-nucleotide messenger RNA. RefSeq lists its product as hypothetical. Gene Ontology annotation, cellular component: BLOC-1 complex. NCBI's taxonomy places the organism in Eukaryota, Evosea, Eumycetozoa, Acytosteliales, Acytosteliaceae. The coding region runs from base 1 to 750 and encodes 249 amino acids. The transcript is spliced from 4 exons. The record is from RefSeq and is a predicted model, not a curated record.
AUGGGUGAGGAGGAUGAGGAUGAUGAGGAGUAUGAUGAGGAGGAGGAUGAUGAUGUUCCUGUUGUAGUCGAGAAGAAGUCUACUUCAACACCAGUAGCUACAACUCAAGCUACUCCAACAACAACACCAGCAGCAGUUCAAUCAAAACCUAGUGCUACUGUUGCUGCUGCUGCUACAGUGGUACCAGCAUAUGUCGCACAAUCAACUGCCCCUGCUGCCACACCCUCAAGUGUUGUCUCUGCGUCAACAACAACAAACCCAACAAACAAUGCUACACUACAACUCAAUCGAUCACAGUCAUUGGAGUUCAAUGCAACUAAUGUAACACAAACAAUAGUAGGCGAUCUGUCAAAAGACAAGCAACUAUUAUCAUCUUCCACCUCAGACACGGCACAGAUCAAAGCUGCCACAUCAACAACUCCAACAUCAACCAAGGCAAGCACUGGUACUGUGUCUUCCACCAACACCAACCAGCUUCUAUUCCCAAGACCAUCACAAUCAUCACAGACUAGAGUGCCACUGAGCUUAGGUGACGGAAAACUGAGAGAAUUGAACGAGGCAUUAAGGAGGUCAUACUGUAUAAAGACUCACUCCACCUUUUAUAAUAUCAACCGAACACUUGGCAACAAUAACCUACCUACAAUGAUAGACGUUGCAAAGUCGAUACAACAUAACAUCAGACAGUACAAUGACGACAUUGCACAACUGAUUGAAAAGCUGGAGCAAACAGAAUGGUCACUGCACUGUUGA